AUGCCUACAAUCAUGCCCCUUUGUCUAAAAUGUGUUUCUACGUUGUUACAGUUUUGGUGUAAAAAGUUGAAAGAUUAUCGAUUUUUGGCUCUGAUCGCAGUACGCGUGGUAGAAGAUCCACUAUUUGAGAUAACGGAACGGGUGGACGAUGACGAAUAUGGAGAUGAUCCAAGAUUUUUAUUUACAUUAACAAAUCCAUAUCAAAUACCACCAACACAAUUUUAUAAUGAUGGACAUCAAUAUUUUGCAAACGGAUAUAGCAUAAUGAUUUAUGCAAAAUCAACAUUAAAUGCAGAUUCGCAUAUCGAAUUUUCAACGACAUAUGCUGAUUCAACAGGUAUGAAUAUGGGUAGGCAUGCACCAGUUCCAAUCUUAGGCUUACGAGGGAACAUAUGUAACUGACCAAUCGUUUUUUUAAUGAAAUCUAGUGGAGUAUAGGUAAAAAAUAGUGCUGAAUCCGAAUAUCGGCAUGAGACGAGCCGCUAGGCCUUGCGAGUACCAAACUUCUGGGAAACCAGGUUUUCAGAGCCAGAAACUUUUUUCUGAUCUGUCUCGAUUGUAGAGCACAUCGAGAAACCUAUAAAAAACUAGUUUUCAGAACUAUGGAACCCUUCCACAGCCCGCCAGACGGACUUUUCUUCUCUUUUCCGUACGCCGAGGGUUUUUUGAGGGAGAAAAAACACUUUAAAAAACCCCAAAACUAGUUUUUUAUAGGUUUCUCGAUGUACUCUACAAUCGAGAUAGAUCAGAAAAAAGUUUUCGAACAGAAAGUUUCUGGCUCUGGAAACCUGGUUUCCCAGAAAUCCGGUACUCGCAAGGCCUAGGGGCCCGUCUCAUGCCGAUAUUCGGAUUCAGCAUUAUUUUUUACCAAUACUCCACUGAAUUUCAUUAAAAAAACGAUUGGUCAGUUACAUAUGUUCCCUCGUUUGAGCACUGGUACCAACCCCGCCAAUCACCAGUUAGGCUUAGUACCAGUCAGGCUUGGUUGAAUGUAGUAGGCAAAAGCUUUACCGUACAACCUAAGAAGUAACCGUCAUUGCGGCAAUUAGCUUAGAGUAACUUCUAAACUUUGUAAAAUCAAAAUGGAAAACAUAACUUCAUUGAAAAGUGAAGAAAAAUCAAACGAAUUUUGCUGACUGCUGUAUUUGCACUCAAAGAUUUUAUAUGUGACGUAGCUAUAUAAAACUAAGUCUCGCAUUUCGUAUAUUUUUUGAAACCCGAGCUUAACUGGUACCAAUCCUACCAAUCUCCAGUCGGAUUGGACUGGUGCAUUCCUAAAUAUGGGGCAUCAAAUAUUUACAAGACAUAAGUUUACGAUUAAUGAUUUUUGAAAUUUAUAAAUGUUUGUAAAUACUAAAACGUGAUUUAGUCUAGAAAAUAUUUGAUUAGUUUUUGAAACAAUUCAAUGUACUUUCUCAUGACUUAUUUUAAUCUCUGGGCAUAUUUUACUUCAGCGCGCGUCCUUACGGUUAACAAUAGAUGAAUUUAGAAGCUAAAAAGGAUUGCAAUAUUGCAGUAUUAUCAGUCUCUUUGUCUCCGAAAUUAUAGUGAUCACGUUUACAUCUAUCUUGUUCUAACGGGUGUCCGGAAAUUCAUCUACCAAAAAGAAAAUUUAAUAUCUCGGUCAUUUUUCAACUAAAUCGAACAAUUUUUUUUUAAAUGAAAGAGAAAUGUUCAAAGUUUUAUCUUUGUUCCAGAUCAAUAACAUGUCACAUUCUUUAGAAACUAAAAUUCAAGUAGUUAUCCUAAUGGCGAAAUAUGAG
Messenger RNA from Didymodactylos carnosus, 1763 nucleotides. Lineage: Eukaryota; Metazoa; Rotifera; Eurotatoria; Philodinida; Philodinidae. The record is from the annotation of a GenBank genome assembly.